Morchella importuna is the source of this 609-nucleotide messenger RNA. RefSeq lists its product as uncharacterized. Bases 1 to 609 code for a protein of 202 amino acids. Lineage: Eukaryota; Fungi; Ascomycota; Pezizomycetes; Pezizales; Morchellaceae. The transcript has a single exon. The record is from RefSeq and is a predicted model, not a curated record.
AUGAAAUUCACUAGUAUUUUUGUGGCUUCGGCCACGUUCGUAUUCCUUGCUGCGGCACUUCCCCAAGUGUAUGAGCUUUCUCUCCUCAAGAUGUCUGUUGUUAUUUUAGGUAUAUUAAAUGCUGACUAUUCAACCUUUCCUGAAUAUAGUAUUAUAGCUCGCCGUAAUGCAGAGCCAGAAGGCGUCACAAUCUGGGGCCGUUCAGUGUUUCAAAGACGUCAACUUGCGGUCCGCGUAGCUGAGGCCGAUGCUGAUCCAGAUUGUACCGGACCAAACUGCGUGUGCGGCAGACCCGGAGCACCGCUAUGCUGGAAGGACAAACGUGGGGAGCUUCAGUUCGUCCGCGAGGCUGCGCCAGAGCCCGUGGCUGAGGCCGAUGCUGAUCCAGAUUGCACCGGACCAAACUGUGUGUGCGGCAGACCCGGAGCACCGCUAUGCUGGAAGGACAAACGUGGGGAGCUUCAGUUCGUCCGCGAGGCUGCGCCAGAGCCCGUGGCUGAGGCCGAUGCUGAUCCAGAUUGCACCGGGCCAAACUGCGUGUGCGGCAGACCCGGGGCACCUCUGUGCUGGAAGAACAAGCGUGGGGAGCUUGAAUUUGUAAAAGUUUGA